CGGUUAAGGGCCGGUUGUUCCACCUUCAGAUAAAGUAGCGGGUAAUUUAUCUAAUGGUUAAAACUCUGAUUUGCGUUGUUCCAUGUGUCGGUAAAAUUUAUCUAUCUGAUAAAUGACCCAAAACCAAAAGAUAAAUUACACGGCACUCUCGGUACCGUGUAAGGCGUAUCUAACAGAUAACUAUGUAGAAAUAGCAAACAGUAGAGAUGCGCUAGAUAGGUUACGUUAUCCACAAUCGAAUUAUAUGUUUAGAAUCUCACUUUAUUACAUUGACAAUGGAUUUUGAAUUGUGCGAAAAUCAAUUUUUGUAUGAUGACGAUAAUGAUAAUGAAGAAUCUGAUGAAGAAAUAAUAGUGGUGAUUCGCAAACAAUAUACAAUUCGUCCGCGUCCAGAUUUAUUUAACGAAUACGAUAAUGUAGAAUUUGUAAGACGGUUUCGGUUUCGCAAACGCACUGUCCAGAUGAUUUUAACUCUUAUUGAAGACAGAAUAAAAAGCAGGACUGACAGAAAUCAUGCUGUAUCACCACUACAUCAACUAUUACUUACUUUGAGAUUCUAUGCAACUGGAACCUUUCAAGUCGCAAUUGGUGAUUUUGGUGGAAUUCACAAAUCUACUAUGUGCAGGAUUAUAAAGAAGGUUACAGAAGCAAUAGCAUCGUUACGUUUACGAUAUAUUCAUUUUCCUAAUUCUAAUCAGAGUUUAAUGCACACAAAAGAAAGGUUUUACAACAUUGCCCGUUUCCCUAGAGUUAUAGGAGCUAUUGACUGUACUCAUGUCAAACUACUAUCUCCAGGUGGAGAAGAAGCUGAAGUAUAUAGAAAUAGAAAAGGAAUAUUUAGUAUCAAUGUGCAAGCUGUUUGUAACAGUGCUUUAAAAUUUGUAGACAUAGUAGCACGGUGGCCUGGUUCCACCCAUGAUUCUACUAUUCUUAAUGCUAGCACAAUACGUGCAAGAUUUAUGAAUGGCGAGAUGGGAAAUGCGCUAUUACUCGGUGAUGGUGGCUACGCUUGUUCUCACUUUUUAUUGACACCACUGUCUGAACCGCAUACUCAAGCUGAACAAUUAUAUAAUGAGUCUCAA
Pseudomyrmex gracilis is the source of this 1082-nucleotide messenger RNA. Its product is annotated as putative nuclease HARBI1. The transcript has 3 exons. NCBI's taxonomy places the organism in Eukaryota, Metazoa, Arthropoda, Insecta, Hymenoptera, Formicidae. The annotation marks the transcript as partial. The record is from RefSeq and is a predicted model, not a curated record.